GUUCGUGGGAGAACUUGGUGUCAGCCACGCAGCCACGAGUCCUCUGCCGGCUGUCGAGAUCCAGCUGUUAAAGACAACGACAGGUCAGAUCGACGGCUCGCCGCGUGGGAGACUGGCAUCCCAUCGAGACUCCACUGUUUUCUCUGCCGUAACGACGAGAAUAGAGAUUGUGCCGCUCGGUGUCACAAGUGACUUGACUUGUCGUCAGAACUGUCAAUUCCCACUCGAAGGAACGUGAGAACCGCUGGAACGACCGCGUUGUUGGGACAGCGACGGAGAACGUGGGCGGGAUUAAUUAAUAUCCCGCUUGCUGCGUAAAUAGUGGAAGGCCGUGCCGGCGACAGUGUAUCGAUACGAGGUUCACCUGCGACGAAGUAGAUAGCGCACAGCUGAGUUGUGUGAAGCGCGGCAAAGUUUGAGUCGCUUGAUGAAUUGCUUGUGUUUGGGUCUCUACCGGGUAAACUUCUCUCCCUCGGGAGAGACUUCAUCCCCUCAAGUUAUUUUUCGCAUAGCACUAAGACUCAGUUGAGUCUGAAAUCCACGAAAUAGACGGAAGUAGGAAGAGAGUUACUUGUAUCUGUCACGAACUGUCAAAUUGUGGAGCUCAGCCGCGUGUCUCUCGGAGCGUCUUGAUUUCUCUCUGGCAUCGAAGUUUCGCGCGCGGAACCGGCCUUACGAAACUCGCUUCGAGCACGAGGGGUUCGUCGUCUCCUAAACGAAUUUAACGAGUGAACCCGUUCAGACAAUUCGUGCCACUUUACGCGGCGAAAGAUCGACCAGUGUUCCCUUUCUCCCUCUUUCUUCCUCUCCGUCGUCUCGACGUCCGACGAAAGUUGACUGACCGACGUGACUCACUGGAUCACGAGUCAUUCUUCAGCUGCGGUGAUCGUCGCGUCGUGUGAUCGCGGGUGCAUUUCUCACAGUCUUAUCGCGUCAUCGCCGAGAAAAACACACGUCGCAUGAUAUCGCAUUAUUAAUACAUCGCCUGGGAUACAUCGAAUUACGAGGAGAAACUUGCCCUUGACUGUGAAACUCCUCCGUUGAUCGCUGUGUCGUGGUGUCAUCGAAAUUAAUCAGAGCCGGAGAAGGAAGAGAGCCGACGAGAAGAAAGUGCAGCUUCCCAGGACGUACGUUGCGAUCAUCGUACUUCCUUCGAGUCAUUCGUACUCUUCUAAUUGAACUUUAAAGAGAAGAUCUCUCACGAUGACAGAAGACAGUGAUUCUUAGAAGCUGCUACGAUCAACAUUCCUAGCAGCUGAUUCGUAUCUCAGCUCAAGCCAUACUCUCUCGAGGACUUACUUCCGAUUCCCCUGUCUCCUCGAGACAAGGUCGAGCGGUACGCGCUAGCUUUGUACUUCCGACAUCAGGAUUAAGUACCCCAAGACGGGCGCUGUUGGGAAAGGCGGUCACGUGCCACCUGUUACAAGCCGAUCCGCAGUGCGGAAGGCUCGCGGAUCGCCGUUGUUGCGGAUCAGCGUGUCGGGCGUCAGGCGGUCGCAGGAGAAUGCGGUUUCGCGUGGCGACGCGAUCCUGGCUGAUUCUGGCGAUAGGAUGUUGACGGCCCGUUCGGGGCCUCUCGGGCUCGGCGUGCCGCGAACCCUGGGCCCCGCGGAGGGAAGCGAUCACCUCUUCCUGCUACCGGAACGCGCUCUCGGCAUGGACAGCACCCACCUGCGGCAGGACCUGGCUGGCCUGGACUUUAAUCUCCACCUGAACCUACUGCACACCGCGCCCCGCGGCAACGUCUGGCUAUCUGGAGCCGCUCCUGAGGAAACUAACCAAAGGUCCAGUUCUGCACACAAUCGCCACUCUCUCACGAAGGAGCAAACGAUGCACUGGUUCGCCCAGAUUGGUGGUGACGACUCUCUCUCUUUGACAGAUGUGAAGCGCCCGCGAAGUCUCUACGACGAGGACUCUCUCGACGGCGAUCGUCCUUACGACAAUGAAGGACGGGAGUCGACGGGAAGCUCGAAGGAGUUGGACAGGGCGAAGCUCGUCCGCGAGAGGCAGAACGAGGAGCGGCAGCGGAAAUUGGAGGAGCUCAGGCAGCAGGCUCUCGCCGCGCAACGCUUCCGCGAACAGCGUGAGGAAGAGCGACGAAGGCGCAUCGAUGAACUCAGAUCGCGUGAUAACGAUAGACGAAAUCAAGUCGAGGAGAGAAAACGGCUGAUAUGCGAGGCAGAGCGAGAGAGACGAGAGGCUAUCCUCCGUAAAAAUCAGGAGAGGGAGGCACGCAUCGAGGCAAAGAAGAGGAAUGAGAGGUCGCACAUCGUUUUCGCGUUUGGCAGCUCCACGCCGCGGAUGCUGGAGCCCGCCGAUACCGGCGGCUCUACCUUCUGGGGUACCCGCAGAGCCACCUCUACCACCAAUGUCAUGAUGUUUUCUGCUGCGCAGCCUCUCACUAGGAGAUCCUCCGAGAGGGAGCUGGAUGGCAGCAAAAAACGAGCCACUUCCGCUGGUGGACUCGACCGGAAACCGGGCGAAGAUAUGAGAAUGUCCUCGUCCAUGUACGAGGUGUUCAAUUGGAAUUCUAGCCCCGAUCCCCCCUUAACUCCUGCCAAGCAUAAGAGAGCCAGCCUCUCUCUGCCCCCCACAACUGACAUCUUUGCCGUCGAUGAUAAGUCCGAUAGCGACACUAGGCGUCCCAUGAUUCAGCGGGUUGCCAGUGGUGAUGAUAGCGACGGUGGCACGCCCAGCACCCCGACCUCGGUUUACCUACGUGUGAACAGGAGACGCACCGACCUCAUGCCGACGAUACCGUCCCCGCGCGACGGCCCACCGUCGACGGCACGCAGCUCCAGCGCCAAGGCCUUCACACGUUCGCCAGGUAGGACUUACUCCAUGUCCAGGCUGGAUCAGCUGGCGCAGCCUAGGAAACGCACGACCGAGCAACAACUCGGCACGUUGGCGGAACAACAGCAAAGCCAGCCUCUGCAGAGCGCUUCUAGCAUGAGUCGCAGCAUGUCGCACUUGGCCGCGCCCGGAGGAGCCAAGAGUCUAAAACGCUCCGAUAACUCGCGUAGCAUGGGCACGCUACCGGGCGCGGCACCUAUGCCCAGACCCACCCGUGCGGAAAGACUACGCCGAAAGGCUCGCGAGUACCAGCAGAUCCAACAGCAACAAGGUAUCCGCAGCGGCGAAGUGACACCCAACAGCCCGUCCCGACCGCACAGCUCCAUGAGUCAACAGAGUGCCAGCAGCGUGGGCAGCAGUAAUGUCAAUCUGCGUACCCGUACGGCCGCGUCGCGCCGACCGCGGCCUGCUUCUAUUGCCGGUACCGGUGUCUCGGUCACAGAGAAACACAAUCUGGUGGACACGAAAUUAACGAAGGAUUCAAAGCCACCACUGCCAAAGGUCCAUAGCACUCCAAAGAAACCUUCUAUACCCAAAGUCGCGGAAGUGAGAAAGCCGACGGAGAAAUUAAUCAAGAACGCCAAGUCAUCACCGCGAAUAACUCCGAAAGCGACACCCCUGCAAAGUCCCGGAGCUGAGCACGCACCACUGAUUCGCGAAACUAAUGUGGAGAUCAUAAAGCAGGAUGAGAAUAAAGAGACGCAGAAUGUGAAAUUGGAGGAUAAAAAUGAAGAAAAGAAGGAUCAGGGUAGCGAAAAGACACAGGAAGCGAAUAUUGUCGAAUCUAUAACUAAUGAUACAAAGAUAGGGACAGAACCUGUGUCGGCAAGCAAACAAGUCAAAGACGAAACUAAUUUAAUGCAAGAGAAUCUAUCAGGUGCUAUUGCGGAAGAACCGUCGAAAAUUACUAAAAAGGAAGAAAACAAACAGGAAAAUAAACAGGAGAAGAAAUCACCAGAGAUGACUGAAAUCAAGCUUGAAGGUGAAACGGACGAGCAAGUUGACAUGUCAGCUUCAAUGAUUGCGAAAAUCAGAAUCACCACCGAAGAGGAAGCAAAAGCCGCUUUGGCUGAACGUAGAAGAUUAGCUCGAGAACAAGCGGAACGAGAAGCGGAAUUGGAGCGCCAGCGACAGGAGGAAGAAGCACGUUUAGAAGCUGAAAGAUUACGCGCGGAGGAAGAAGAGCAACGUCGUCUGGAGGAAGAAACUAUACGCUUAGCUAAUGAAGCUCGAGAAGCCGAGGAACAGCGAUUGCAAUUAGCAAUCGAAGAAGCUAAACGUCGUGAGGAAGAAGAUAGAAGAAAAAGAGAGGAGGAAGCUCGCCAGAAACAAGAAAAAGAAGAAGCAGAACGCAAAGCGAGAGAAGAAGCAGAAAAACAACGAAUCGAGAUGGCUGAGAGGCUUAAGAAGGAAGAAGAGGAGCGCAACGCCAGACGCAAACGAGUCGAGGCGAUUAUGCUUAGGACUAGAGGCAAAAAUCAAACUAAUACGUCUACCAAGGGAGAAGGCGGUGAUGGCGACAAGCUAAAAGAAGACAGCCCUACCGACGAGAAUAAACCGAUGCCGGACGGUAAAGGCGACGACGUCAUGACAGCUAGUUUAAUUUCCGAGGCGACUCAGCAAUUUAUCAGCAGCGAACAACGGGCGCAUCACACAGAAAACAGUGUAUCUGCACCUGAUAUAGUGCACAACGGCACGACACAUAGCAACGGCAUUAACGAAAAUAAAAUCGUAUUGGAUAAUAAUCAGGGUAACGUUGAAGGAGAAUUGAACGGUCAUCAUACGAAUCACGGAAAUGGUAUCAACAGUCAAUCGAUUACGCUGGACAAUGCCACUGUCAAGCAAAACAACGUGACCAACAACCUGUUAGACCUGUCGGACUUCGAUACUCUGAGUAAUAACAGUCCUGGCUACGAUACCGGGCCGAUACUCGAACUGACGCCCAAUCUAGCGAAUGAGGAUACCCUCAACUCCAAUCUGAAUCCGGCGGCGAUGCCGUUUACUCCGAUGGGGUUCGUGCCCGCUGCCACUAAUGCCAAUGUUAAUCCGUUCCAGGACAAUUUCAUCAACAAGCCACAGGAUAACAAUCAAGUACCAGAUUUACUGUCAUAAGGUGUCUCUUAAACGUUCCCGGACGAACAGAAAAAGAGCAGUUGGGCAACCGAAUUGCUCAUAGCGAGCGGUAGCAUUCGAAACGAGACGUUGUUGUUUAUGAUAAUGUAAAUAACCGCCGUCGCGCGACGUAUCAUGUGUAAAGGGGAUAUCUCGAUGAAGCGAGAUGAGGGCGCAAAGACUAUCCCCGUACCUCACAAUCAUGCCGAGCUUUGAGCGUCGUCACCGGGAAGAAGGAA
This is a messenger RNA of Trachymyrmex septentrionalis, 5204 nucleotides long. Its product is annotated as MAP7 domain-containing protein 1-like. The coding region runs from base 1552 to 4965 and encodes 1137 amino acids. Lineage: Eukaryota; Metazoa; Arthropoda; Insecta; Hymenoptera; Formicidae. Gene Ontology annotation, cellular component: microtubule cytoskeleton. The transcript has 17 exons. Gene Ontology annotation, biological process: microtubule cytoskeleton organization. The record is from RefSeq and is a predicted model, not a curated record.